GAUUCGGGUGGGGGAAGCUGGCAUUUCGGCUGGCAUGGCCCAGCUGGGCGCACGUUCUGUGGCGCGGAGCCAGCGGCAGUCUCCAUCCCGGCCCUCGGUGGUAGAGUAUGUGCAUUGUAUGCCAAAGGGUCCUCCUUCGGUUCUUGGCAUUUUUAGGUAGGGCUGUAAAAAAUCCCCCGACCCAAAUGCUGCCUAGCUGCUGCCAGAUGGGCCAGCAAUCUGGCUAGUUAUAAGGCAGCUUCCUAGAUCCCUAACCCUAAGCUAACUAUCUUGGAAGUAAAUGCCAGUGAAGUCGCUAGGACUUUCUUCCAGGCCAGUGAGGCUUCCUGGGUUACAUCUUGAGACAGGUUUAUGUGACAACCUUGCCGAAGCUCAGGAGGACUGAGUCUGGUGGUUGGACUCUGGUUGGGAGGAAGUCGCAGUCUGGAACACUAUGAUGGAACAUAUACUUAAAUGAAAGCUACAUAGCGGAUAAAAAGGACUGUCAUUGUGCAUUUCUGUUGACUCUGGUUGUAAAAAGACGUAGGUAGCCCUAUGUGGAAGUAAUUUCUGUUUCUCUUUGCAUAGCUAUUUAUGUGUUUAAGCACACUUGUGUUAUGCUUGAAGCCUAUUAGGUGAAUAUGAUGGUUGGGGAAGAAGAAGAUUUAAUACUGGUCCAAACUUAUAAGACUCUUGUAACGAAUGCUGAGAAUGCUUAUGAAAUGCUUUUAAUGUUGUUUUUUUAUCACUAAGAUGAUGGUUACUAUUAUGGUCUUGGGGUAGUAAUGGGUCAAUUUUAAUAUAGUCCAGGCCAGUGAAUUAUUUGGUAGUAUCACCAAGCAUUGAGAUGGAAUGAUCCUUUAAACUUUGUUCAAAGCAACCUCGAUUGUCAUGGAAUGAGAGGAAUCUAUUAGUAUCUAUUGGUAAUUAACCAAUUAUCUGUUAGUAAGAGGUUAAAGAACAGAGAGCAGAAAUAGCCAGGUUUCACAACAGAUAAAAGUAAACAGUAGGGUGCUCUAUCCCUCCCUCCCUAAAAAUACGAAUGGAUUAUAGUGAGCUCCAAAAGAUCCCUUUCCUAAAUAUCUGUUCUUACUGAUCAGCAAAAACGAUAGCUCUCGCAGCUUCUUGGGGAAGCCAUCAGGUCCCACUUCUUAAAGUAACAGCAAAUGUUAAACAGCUACCUGGCUUGGAAUUUUUGGGUACACCCUGAGAAAGGGGUUCAGGCAUUUUAUAACACAAAGGCACAUAAGCAACCUUUUUCUGCCAGGAUUUAUCUAAAUUUUCCCAACACCCUCAAUAUGGAGAGGCGCCAGACUAAAACCUUUUAAUUUAAUUGUUAUUUUAAAAACAAAUUUAAAUUUUAAUGUUUAACAGUCGCAUUUAUUUAAUUUAUAUUAUGCCUGAGAUGGAAUUGGUUGUUUUCUUGGCAACUGAGUCAAAAUGUUUGUAAUGCUGUCCACCAUCUCUUUCUUGGUGAGUCUCAACAGUUCAUACUUGAAGUCAGAUAUUCUUGCUCCAACAUGCAUUAUUUUAGCUUACAUUGAACCACAUUUGCCAUUUUGAUGCCCAUUAUCCCAGUUUAGAGAGAUUGUUUCAGAGUUCCUCAAAGUCUCUUCUUGUUUUAAUUUAGUGUCAGCAAGCUUGUCCACUUCACUGUUCAUUCUUAAUUUCAUGUCAUUAUGGAUAAGUUGGAAAGCCCUGGUUCCAAUACAAAUCUCUGUGAGAUCACCCUGUUUAUAUUCCUACGUUGUGAGAAUUUAGCAUUUAUUCCUACUCUUUGCUUUCCAUUCCUUCACCAGUUACUGAUCCAGAAGAGGCCCUCUACUCUUAUUCCAUGACUAUUAGGUUUGCUCAGGUGAAGAACUUUGUCAAAACGUUUUUGGAAAUCCAAGGAAACCUAUACCAUCAUCCCGGUCCACAUGUUUAUUGGCACACUUGGAGAACUCUGAAGGAGCACAAAGUGAUCAUUGUUGGCCUUGAUAAUGCAGGAAAAACAACCAUUCUUUAUCAGUUUUCCAUGAACGAAGUAGUUCAUACUUCCCCAACCAUAGGAAGCAACGUAGAAGAGAUUGUUGUCAAUAAUACACGUUUUCUUAUGUGGGAUAUUGGAGGCCAAGAAUCUCUUCGCUCUUCAUGGAAUACAUACUAUACAAACACGGAAUUUGUAAUAGUUGUUGUGGAUAGCACAGACAGAGAAAGAAUUUCUGUAACUAAAGAAGAACUUUAUAAAAUGUUAGCACAUGAGGACUUAAGGAAAGCAGGUUUGCUCAUCUUUGCUAACAAACAAGAUGUUAAAGACUGCAUGACGGUAGCUGAAAUUUCUCAGUUCUUGAAGCUAACUUCAAUUAAAGAUCACCAGUGGCACAUUCAGGCAUGCUGCGCCCUUACUGGAGAAGGAUUGUGCCAAGGACUUGAAUGGAUGAUGUCAAGGCUUAAGAUCAGAUGAUUUUUACUCUGCACAGACAUUGUACAAAACAAAAGUGCUGGAUGUUUGGUUACCUUGACAGCUAUGCAUUAAUGGCUUAUCUGUAUUUAUAAAACCAAAACUGAAUUUUAGGGGGUUUUUUCUUGCUACUUAACACACUAAGGCCAACUGCAACGGAAAGAAAACAAAUUUGUUUUCCCAGAUGCUUUCUCUGGGGUGGAGUUUAAAUACUGUGACUGAUCUUAAUUUUAAGAGAGAUCAUUUGAGACUGUUCAAUGAAUAAUGUGUGAGAUGAGAUUGAAAGAAACAUUUUAACUUUUACAUUUUAUUAUUCCAGUCUUAACUCACUCAGUUGAAAAUGUUGACUUUGUUAUUCCAGAAAAAUCAGAAAAGAAAAUAAGUGGCACAGGCAUUGACAUUAGUAUUGAGGGCAAUUCAGAUGUGCUUUAGAAGUGCAACAGUUUUCUAUGUAUGUGUACUGUACAUUUUGUAUACUUAUACCUCAUGUUAAAGUUGAUUCAGUUCUGUACAGAGAAAUGGUAAAUGUCAUUUACUCUGUCAGUAUUCCUGAUUCUGAGUUCCACAGAAUGGCUAACUGAAGUGUAUGAAUUAAAGCACUUUAGUUCAGCUGAACUGCUUAGUUUGUAUCCAGCUUUGUCAGUCUGCCAACAGAAUGGAUUCAGCUAGUGGAACAAAUCCUGCCUUUCCCAGCUCCCUCUCUAUCCUCAUACCCAAAUCUCUGGAGCAGGUUUUGGGGCAUGUGGGGGCCUAUGGCUGGGAAGAGAAGGGAGAAAAGUCCAGUUGCAUGAGUUGAACUCUGCUUGCACAGCAUUAGAUGUUGCCCCAUGAAAGUUAAGCAUUGGGUCAAAAGUACUUCUAUCUUGUUUUUUUAAAUUGGACUGUGAAAAAUAGCACUAACAAGUAUCACGUCAUUUAUAUUUUGUACUAUCCUGCUUGCUAUUUUCAUGCUAGUGGUGAUGGAAAAAUUCUUGAAAAUUUAUGUUUCCCUUUUAUGCUGCUUAAUAUUGGCAUGUAUCUAUACCAAACAAAAUAAAUGUGCACGGCAUUUAGGAGGGUGAAAGGAGGAGAACUUAUAUAUCUUUUAAAAAUUCAUAAUUUUAUUGUGUUGGAUGGGAAAAUCUGAAAUAUGCAAUACUGUUUUUAAAAAGUUACACCUAGGUUUAUAGUAGGACAUUCCCAUUUUUAAUAUUUAUUUUGGACUAGGGUGUUAAAGAGAAUAAAUUCCUUUUUCCCUCCUUUAUCAUAAAGUAGUAGACUAAUGAGAAACUUUACAAAAUUGGUUCUUAUAGACUGGAGUACUCUUUAGGGGAAUUGGUUGUUAUAUCUCAGAGUAUCCUUUAAAGAUAUUUAUAAUCCAAAAUGAGCAGACCUAAACUAAUUUGUACUUAAAUCCCAUUAAAAUCAGUAGAAUGUUUCAUGACUAAUGUUGUCUGUUGAUUGCAGUGGAAUCUAAGUCCAUCUAAUUUAGUCUGAAUCAAAUUGAUUAUUUCUUUACAGGGGACAGAACCUAAAAUCUAGAUAGCUAGCUAUGUUAACUAGAUUAGCUACAUAACAAACUGCUUUUGAAACUCUAUAGUGGUUCAGUUGUUUGCUAUCGGACUUGAUGUAGACUUUCUCUUAAACAGAAAUCUAAACUCAGUGCAUGGAAGUAGUUCACUGGAUUGUAGAAACGCUGCUGUAAUCCACAUGAAAUACAAUUUGCAACUUUAACCAUCCCUGUUUGUAAAAUCUCCAGGGUAUUAAACAGUGUGAAUACAUUUUUAACUUUGUGCAACAAACAUGAUAAGGUUGGUGGAAAGCAGUAAUUUGAAGAGGUGCCAUUGCUUAGAAAAAUUACUGCAUGUGUUAAAAGGAUUUGAGUCUUAUGAAAAUAGUAUUAAAGUGCUCUGAACACUGUGCCUACCAUUCUUACCAGGCUUUAGGGUAAUUUAGAAACAAAUAUAUAUCUAGCACCUCUUAAUGUUGGAACAAAUAUAUAAUUAACUUCUGGCAAACAGGAAGGCCUUCCUUAUUCAGGUUUUUCUUGAAAAAUAUAGGUCAUUAAGUACAAUUUGCUCUUAUAUUAAAACCAAUCCUGUAAAAAUGUAGUGGUGUUUUAAUUUCAAGACAUUUUGACCCACUUAUAGCAGGUUUGACUCUUAGAAUCUGAUGGAAGAUCAAACUGGGCAUGUAUAAUUAUUGAUUACCAGUUAAUCACUUAAGUAUGUUUACAAUGUUUUAUCAAAUGCAUGUCCAUAUUCAGUGGUGCCAUUAAACUGGAAUAUCAAUGUUUCGGGAAGAAGGGGAAGGAAUUUUAUUUAUAGGCUGGUGCAGGACAGUGGUGCUAGUCCAGAUAAUGUCUUUUUAAAAACUUUCCUUUGAACUUUUUAUGUUAAGCCUUUUGAAUCUCUCCCUUAAAUUCAAAUGUGGUUUCCUUUGAGGUGAAGGGAAUUGCCAUUUGAGACUGGAAAAGUCUAAAGCCUUUUCAGGCUAGCUGCAUGGUUCUUCGUAUCUUAAAUAGGCAUUUUUCCCCUUUUAGUUGCAGUUGUAAUCAAACAAGUGCAUUCUUGGAGAAAACCUGAAAAAUCUGUUUUCUAGCCAUACCAAAUAAAACUAUAAGUAAAUUGUAUAGAUCUUUGGAAUAUAUCCCUGUUACCAAAUAAAAUUAAUUAAGUAACCUAUACCUCCACGUCUAUAUGAGAGUAAUGUGGAAGAGAACCUGACGUACGCCAGCUUUUUUGCCUCCUGAUAAUAUGUCUCUGUAGUUUAAAAGAAAAGUGUGCAAAUUGAUUCUUCUCCUUUUCAACCUUGGGAAACAAAGGCAAAAGGAGGGAGGAAAGCAUCUGCAACUUUCAAAGAAAGACUGUGCUUCAUGAACUUCAGGAAAGCAUCAUGUGUUGCAGACAAGCAGUGCCUGGGUUUGGCUGGCUGACCUCAUGUUGACAACAGGAGAGGUAUCUCGCACAACUUCAUGUAUUUCAGACUGGAAUGAGACAGCAGAGGAUAUAUACACUGCCACUUGCCAGUUAAGAUACCCUUGAAAAAGCUUAAUAUAGAUCCUUCAGUGAGUCACUUUUACUUGAGGGUAAGCAUAUGAAGUUAACCAAUUAAUUAUUUUGAGUUAUGUUUGAAGCAAAGACCCAUCUUCAUUUUUAUAUAUAUAUUUGUCUGAAGCAAGCUUUGCUCAAGAAAAACUUGGUAUGUACAGUCAUUUAUAACUGGCUGUUUUACCACCAUCCCUUUGAAAUUUAGCUGAAGGAUUCUGGGUGUUCUAACUUGACAGGCAAAGUUAUCCAAAGCACUAACAACAAUGGAUUAAGGGCUGCUUGACACAGAAACACUUUAUACCUGAGUACCGGGUGGGGGGGGGGGGCAAACACAUACACCAUUGUGUGGUAUAUGUAUCUGUGAAUAUGCUACUAUCUCAUAUAAAUGUCAUGCAGUGCUAUAUGCCACUCUGUUUUGCGGAGUGAAGAGAUAGCAUGCUCUAUUCUAGCCUUCCUCAGCCUGCUGCCCUCCAGGACUAGAACUCCCAGCAUCCCUGAACAUGGGCUAUGCCAGCUGGGGCUCAUGAAAGUUGAAAUACAAAAUACCUAGGAAAAAACCAGGCUGAUGAAGGCCGCUGUAUGCUUUUGUAGGAUAUGGGCUUGAAGUGGACCAUAGGUAUUUUAUUUAAUAUACAAGUUAUGUGUUCUUUAUCUAAGGCCACCUUGGAAUGUACCUUGGUUCAUGUCAAUCUGAAGAACAGUAGGAACAUAAAACUGGCCUGGAGAAUAUACCAAAAGAAACCUUAAAUAGGGUGGUUUCUACAGUUUGGCUAGUGGAAGAACUGACUGGCAUUAAGUUCCAUUUGUUUUUUUUUACUAGCCCUACUUGCACGCUUGCUUCUCUGUGUAUGUAACUCUUAUUCCAUGUGUAUAUUUGUAAAUAAAAAGAUUAUUACAAAGAUA
Molecule: messenger RNA, 6354 nt
Organism: Varanus komodoensis (Komodo dragon)
Lineage: Eukaryota; Metazoa; Chordata; Lepidosauria; Squamata; Varanidae
Gene: ARL5A
Product: ADP ribosylation factor like GTPase 5A
Exons: 6
Coding region: 1814-2425 (203 amino acids)
Biological process (GO): intracellular protein transport; protein localization to Golgi membrane; vesicle-mediated transport
Cellular component (GO): cytoplasm; trans-Golgi network
Molecular function (GO): GTP binding; GTPase activity
Source: RefSeq, a predicted model, not a curated record